Molecule: messenger RNA, 4789 nt
Organism: Polyodon spathula (Mississippi paddlefish)
Lineage: Eukaryota; Metazoa; Chordata; Actinopteri; Acipenseriformes; Polyodontidae
Product: dapper homolog 3-like
Exons: 4
Coding region: 284-2419 (711 amino acids)
Biological process (GO): negative regulation of canonical Wnt signaling pathway
Cellular component (GO): cytoplasm
Source: RefSeq, a predicted model, not a curated record
UACGUGUAAGGCAGGUUAGAUUUGAAAGACCACAGCGGCGCUGGCUUGUUAAGUGCAGCGUGUGCGAUAUACGAAUGCAACAGUAAUGCAAAACAGCUUGGCUUAUGCUGCUGCACUGAUAAGGAGACACAUGGAACUCAUCGAGCGUUGAUUUAAAAGAAAAAAAAAAAAAAAAAACAGGGCAGGAUUGUAUAAAACAGAGAGGAAAAAAAAAAAACAUAACGGGAGUAUCUUUCUGGAAGGAAACUUAAAAAAACAGGGCUGUUGAAAAUUAAGAACAAAAAUGAUGCGGGCGUUCUCCUUUCCUAUGAGCCUGGAACGCAUCAGGAAUAAGGAGAGGCUGGAAGCGAGUCUGGCCGGACUGUGCGAGCUAAAUUUUCUGAAACAGAGGCAGGAAUACCUGGUCUACAGCGCGCUCCGAAUCGGGCUCCAGGGCAGUAAGGAAGCCGACCCCCGGGCGCAGCCAGACGAACUCUCCACUCGGAGCCAGGAGGAUUUCACUUUGAGGCAGCAACUGAAUGGGCUGGUGUCAGAGCUGGAGCAGCAGGUGGGGGAGCUCCAUGUGCACGGCAGCCCUCUCCUCACGGACCCCUCCUCCGAGCUGGGAGACAGCCGGCCAAGCUCAGGUUUUUACGAGUUGAGUGAGAGUCUGUCCCCCAUUGGCCAAUCAGAUUCUUCCGUUUUCGGGGACUUCCCGCCUGGCUACUCAAGGAUGCGGGGGCUGGCCGAAGCCCGCAUGAAUUACGCUAACGAGCGGCCCAAGUCUGUAGGUGACCUCUUCCUGAUGGAUCAAGAGUGUCUGGGCCUUCACUCCGACAGCAGCCCCAUCUCGCUGGUCCCUCGCUCUUUCUCCUCCCCCUACCCAAACUCCCUUGAUGGUACAGCCGAGGGGCGCUACCCCUGGGACUCUCCCUACUCCUUCCCCGGGCCUAGCCAGAUGGGUUCCUGCUACUCUGAGCAGCCCUACCAAGACUCCGGCGAGCAGCCCAGCGCUGGAGACUUUCAGCAAGCACACCGCGUAGAGAGCUAUAUCCUGGGGCUGCUUCAGAGGAGAGCCCUGCCUCCCAGACCCUCCAUACCUCGCACCAGCCUCUCCUCUGAGCCUCCCAAGGGCCUGGCCAGGCAGAGCAGCCUCUGUUGCAGGCAGGCGGAGUCCGGAGAGAGCAGGUACACCCAGGGAGGGAGUGUAAAUCCCUCCCAAGGCUUCGAGGGCAAGGCCAGGCCAUUGUGGGCAAGCCAGGGGAUGGAACAGGUGGAGAGCUACCAGGAAGAGGCCUUGUCCCUGCUGUACCAGAGGCAGCCCAUCAGACCAACCUCCCUGGAGUACCGCCACCAGGAUCAGGCAUCCCUGGAACCAAGCCUGGGAGCAGGGAGUGAGCCGGAAUACCAGGAGGAGCUGGAAGAACAAGAAUACCCCCAGUCCCCGGGCUCGGCCUUCCAGUACUGCGAGGCUUACCAGGAAUACCGAGGGCAGAGGUCGCCCCUGGCUGACGAGGAGAUGGUGAGCGCUCAGUACAUCCCAGCCCAGCAGUCCAGCCGGAGCUCGGGGGCACACAGCUACCAGAGACAGCUCAUCAAGCAAGCCUCCUUCGGGGGCCGGAGCCGCGGAGAGUCGCCCCGUUCCCCAGAGAGGUUCCCUUUCCAGCACCCCAGCAGGGCUAAGACGACACCCAAGAAGUGUCGCUUCACUGAGGACGGAGGGCCCAGAUCUGGGGCAAAGAAAUCAGGUAAGAAGGCCUGCAGGUCCCAGUCUGAGAACAGCCUAAUGGGGCAGCGAGGCGCCCUGGAGCGGAGGUACAACACAGUGGAGAGGGAGGAGGGGUACGGACGGGGUGCCCAGCAGCAGCAGCAGCAGCAGCAGCAGCAGAGGCCCAAGCGAGUGAGUGGGAGUGGAGGCAGCAGUGGCAGCAGUGGAGGGGGUUACCGGAAGUGGAGGUCCACUCUAGAGAUCAGCCAGGAUGAGGAUGAAUCUCACUAUCAGAGACGCUCCCGGAAACAACGCCUCCCUCUACUCCCCCUGCCACCUCCCCCCUCCAGACCCCUUUACCAGGCUGAUUUUGGGGAGCCCCUCUCCCCCCCGCGGGCCCCAGUCUGCCUCCCGGAGAAGGACCUGCGAGGCUACGCUGUGCCCAGCCUGGGAGACAGCGAGUCCAGCCUGAGUGAGGAGGCAGACUCCCCGGGGUCCAGCUCGCUCUCCAGCGAUUCGGAUGAGAGCGGGGGGCUGGUUUGGCCCCAGCAGCUGCCUCCCAAGCUGGGGGAGAACCCCUCGUCCUCGUCAUGCUCCUCCCCCUCCUCCUCCACCUGCACCCCGGCAGGAGCCCAGCCCAAAGCUUUUGUGAAGAUCAAGGCGUCUCACGCUCUGAAGAAGAAGAUACUGCGCUUCCGGACAGGAUCGCUCAAAGUCAUGACCACGGUCUGAGGACUGUACAAGGGGCUCUUUGAAAAGGAACCACAAUCUAUCAUCUAGUGCCAAAUCCAUGAGCCACUGGCUUUCGCAAAGUUCAUUAUUGCUGUGCUUAUUCCUAAUAGCAAGGAAAACUAAACAUUUUUUUAAAUCUCUCGUGCAAAUUCCAGUUAAGUUUACCUUAAUAUGAUCGCCAUCAUUUCACAGGUCUGAGAUUUACGUCUAUGAAAAACACGUUCGUUUUGAUAAAGGUGAAUUCGAUUUUUUGAAUGUAGACGAAUAUUUAUACUUUAACGCUAUACUUCUGGUCAACUUAGUCGGCUCUAUUACAGAAAAUAAAUGGCAAACAUUUGAAGAGUUUUCAAGUUAUUUAUUUUUUUCUGAUGAAACGUAUAUAAUUAAAAACAUGUGCACAGGAAGACUGAUCUUGUAUAAAAGUUCAGAAGCAACGCAUGUGUGCUGAAGAGCGCGUAAGAGACAUUUGCCAGUUUUAUUGUUUAGAAAUGCAAUGAAAAAAAUACCAUUCAAAAUCAAAUUCGCGUUUUGAAGUAACGUGCGCACUUUUCCUGUAGGAAGACUUGAGAUCUACGAAGCGAUGGCAAUGCAUAUUAAGCAAGCUUUUAUAGAAAUUUGUUACAACUGAGAUAUUGCUUCAGUAUUGAUGAAAAUUAUAUUUUGACUGUAUUUUCUACCAGCAAUUUGCCUUGUAUUCCCCACUGAAUUAAAUAGGAUCAAAACCAAAAGAGUCUUUUUGUGGAUCUGAGUGAGUCACCUACGACCCAAGAACCACACAGUGACCAGCCCUUGUUUAUAUCCCCUUCGAUCACAACUUUUAAACAGUUUAGGUGAGCUCUAUGUGGUUCGGCAAUGUGCCAGGUCAAAACUUUAAAAAUCAAUCAAAUAUGUAUUAUAAAAUAGAUUCAUAAACGGUGAAACUAACAUGGCACAAGCGACUGAAGGGGAUUUAAAUAAUGCACAGCACAGUAUUCUAUUCCUAAACCACUUCUAGGCUUUUGCUGAAGAAGCCAGUCUUGAACAGUUGGAAACAUCUGCGAUUCCAUUUUUCUUACGUGCUGAGGCUUUGUGAACAAGGGACCUUGCUGUACUGUAUUUCACAUGGUUUGUUAAAAGCCAGUCCUAGUGGUGCAGCAAUGUGAUUCCAGUCAGUGUACUGUCCAAUGGUUACUAGAUCUUCACACAGAGCCUCUCUAUCUAUCUGUGCAGGGUCGCUGGAUUAGCUCUUGGGCUGCAGUGCCCUGUAGGUAUUGCUUUAUGUAUUUGUCUCCACCUUUUUCCUGCAGUCCUGAUGAGACCGAGGUCCUAUUGUAAGCGACUCUGCAGCAGCGGAUGUGAUGCAUAGUUCACCCCUUAGUGUCUGUAAGUCGCUUUGGAUAAAAGCAUCUGAUAAAAGACUAAUUAAUAAUAACUACACCCAGGUAGGAUUCUGUUAUUGAUACACUGGCAUGGUGACCUUUUGUGCUUUUUGAAGAUAACGAUAUGUAAUGCCACUCCCUCUAAAGAUUCUUAAAAAACAGCACCAAAAAUUAUUCAGGUAGAUACAGGUUAAGUUGUGAUGCUAAUGGGGUUAUUUGGUCACACCUUGCCACGAUAAGCCACAGAUGGAUUUUUAGAGCAUUGUACAGCACCAGAGAAUCUUAUAUUUAGUGGUAAUUCUGGGAUAACCACACAGUGCAGGAUGCAAUGGAACUAAUGGAAAACACAUUAGAGACAAUCUCAGUAUCUGUCUAGCAUUUUUUGAGUCCAGGUGUAUUUGAAGGGGUAAUAUGGAGGAUUUUGCAGUCGCUCAGUCUCUUGCAUACAGGGCUGUAAAUAAACCAUCUCAGUAAGUCUGCAAAGACCUCAAAGCUAGAAAUAAGGAGUCAGACUCAAAAAACUGUCAAUUUCAUAUCGAUAUCACUGCUCUGAUAAACUUGGGGAGGGUUUUCUGGGGUCUGCGUUGGGCAUAAUGUGAGAUUUGUGAAAGGGAAAGGUUCAGGAAGUCAAGAAGGUGGAUCACUUUGUGUAGAAGGAAGUCUACAGCUUGAAAGAAUUGUGUAUAAUAUAUAAAACUAUAGACAAGGGAACUUUGGGAAACUGAAUGGUUUUUGGUGUCCCUUCUAUAUUGAAAUGUCAAAACUCGUAUGAAAUGUCUACCAGCAACCGUAUUAUUAUGUAACUGUUGUAUACUUUCCCUAAAUAUCACGCAAUAUGGUUGAAUAUUUAUACUACAGUUUUUAUUGUAGAUUCUGUGUUAUUCUCGACAGUAUUUUGAUAAAGGUAGCUUGUCAUGUAUUUAUUGACUUUGAACAAUGAGGUAAUUUCCUUGUGUUUGUGUGGUGAUGCUACAGCUUUGUAUAUACAUGUAAAUAACCUGUGUCUUAUUGU